Messenger RNA from Calypte anna (Anna's hummingbird), 8546 nucleotides. It is a transcript of the gene SPTBN1, whose product is annotated as spectrin beta, non-erythrocytic 1. Gene Ontology annotation, cellular component: spectrin; cell projection; cortical actin cytoskeleton. Gene Ontology annotation, molecular function: actin filament binding; structural constituent of cytoskeleton; phospholipid binding. Gene Ontology annotation, biological process: actin cytoskeleton organization; protein localization to plasma membrane. The record is from RefSeq and is a predicted model, not a curated record. Bases 213 to 7301 code for a protein of 2362 amino acids. The transcript is spliced from 36 exons. Lineage: Eukaryota; Metazoa; Chordata; Aves; Apodiformes; Trochilidae.
AAUAACCAAAUAAAUGUAAGGAAAGGGAAGAACAGCUGCGAGCAGCAGGCAGCGGUGGAUAACAUUCCAGGGAGGCUGUGGGCGAAGGCCUGCUGGGAAGCUGCUGCACAGAGGGGGAAGAUCUGGAGGUGAAGGCAGAGCAAGGCUCCACCAGCAGCACCAGAGGUUUUUAAGAAGAAUCUGAUGGUGAGAAUAGGUUAAGAAGACUCAAGAUGACGACAACAGUAGCGACAGAUUAUGACAAUAUUGAAAUCCAACAGCAGUACAGUGAUGUCAACAACCGCUGGGAUGUCGAUGACUGGGACAAUGAAAAUAGUUCUGCUCGACUGUUUGAGCGAUCCCGCAUCAAGGCUCUAGCUGAUGAACGUGAGGCAGUUCAGAAGAAGACUUUCACAAAGUGGGUUAAUUCCCACUUGGCACGCGUAUCCUGCAGAAUCACAGAUUUGUAUGCUGACCUUCGUGAUGGAAGGAUGCUCAUCAAGCUUCUGGAGGUUCUUUCAGGAGAGAGACUUCCGAAACCAACUAAAGGAAGGAUGCGCAUCCAUUGCCUGGAGAAUGUUGAUAAAGCCCUCCAGUUCCUGAAAGAGCAGAGGGUGCACCUAGAAAACAUGGGAUCUCAUGAUAUUGUGGAUGGGAAUCACAGGCUGACCCUUGGUCUUAUUUGGACUAUUAUCCUGAGAUUCCAGAUCCAAGACAUCAGUGUUGAAACUGAGGACAACAAGGAGAAGAAAUCUGCUAAAGAUGCUUUGCUUUUGUGGUGCCAGAUGAAGACAGCUGGUUACCCCAACGUCAACAUUCACAACUUUACAACCAGCUGGAGGGAUGGGAUGGCUUUCAAUGCACUAAUACACAAGCACAGGCCUGAUUUGAUUGAUUUUGACAAGCUGAAGAAAUCAAAUGCACACUACAAUCUGCAGAAUGCUUUUAACCUUGCAGAGCAACACCUUGGUCUUACUAAGCUCCUGGACCCCGAGGAUAUCAGUGUUGAUCAUCCUGAUGAGAAGUCAAUCAUCACCUAUGUGGUAACAUACUACCACUAUUUCUCCAAGAUGAAAGCUUUAGCUGUUGAAGGAAAACGUAUCGGAAAGGUGCUUGACAAUGCCAUUGAAACAGAGAAAAUGAUUGAAAAAUACGAAUCACUGGCUUCUGACCUUCUGGAGUGGAUUGAGCAAACCAUUAUCAUCCUCAACAAUCGCAAAUUUGCCAACUCACUGGUUGGUGUGCAACAGCAGCUGCAGGCUUUCAACACUUAUCGCACAGUGGAAAAACCACCCAAAUUUACAGAAAAAGGAAACCUAGAAGUGCUGCUUUUUACCAUCCAAAGCAAAAUGAGAGCCAACAACCAGAAAGUAUACAUGCCAAGGGAGGGCAAACUCAUCUCUGACAUUAACAAGGCCUGGGAAAGACUGGAAAAAGCUGAACAUGAAAGAGAACUGGCACUGCGAAAUGAGCUCAUCAGACAAGAGAAACUGGAACAACUUGCACGCAGAUUUGAUCGCAAGGCAGCUAUGAGAGAAACUUGGCUGAGUGAAAAUCAACGUCUUGUUUCUCAGGAUAAUUUUGGCUUUGACCUUCCAGCGGUAGAAGCCGCAACGAAAAAACAUGAGGCCAUAGAAACAGACAUUGCAGCCUAUGAAGAACGAGUCCAGGCUGUGGUUGCAGUUGCGAAGGAACUUGAGACUGAAAAUUACCACGAUAUCAAACGCAUUACUGCGAGAAAGGACAACGUUAUCCGCCUAUGGGAGUAUCUCCUGGAGCUGCUCAAGGCCCGGAGGCAGCGGCUGGAGAUGAAUCUUGGUCUGCAAAAGAUUUUCCAGGAAAUGCUGUACAUUAUGGACUGGAUGGAUGAGAUGAAGGUGCUUCUGCUGUCUCAAGACUAUGGCAAACACUUGUUAGGAGUUGAAGAUCUGUUGCAGAAACAUGCACUUGUGGAGGCUGAUAUUGCAAUUCAGGCUGAGAGAGUGAGAGGGGUCAAUGCAUCUGCUCAGAAGUUUGCCACCGAUGGAGAAGGUUACAAACCGUGUGACCCGCAGGUUAUCAGGGACCGCGUUGCUCACAUGGAGUUCUGUUACCAAGAGCUGUGCCAGCUUGCAGCUGAGCGCCGGGCCCGCUUGGAAGAGUCCCGACGCCUCUGGAAGUUCUUCUGGGAAAUGGCUGAAGAAGAAGGUUGGAUCAGGGAGAAGGAGCAGAUCCUGUCAUCUGAUGACUAUGGGAAGGACCUAACGAGCGUCGUUCGUCUCUUGAGUAAACAUAAGGCGUUUGAAGACGAAAUGAGUGGUCGUAGUGGCCACUUUCAGCAGGCGAUAAAAGAAGGUGAAGACAUGAUUGCGGAGGAGCAUUUUGGGUCUGAGAAAAUCAGAGAAAGAAUUAAGGAUAUCCGGGAGCAGUGGGCUAACUUGGAACAGUUAUCUGCCAUUAGGAAGAAGCGUCUGGAGGAAGCCUCUCUCCUUCACCAGUUCCAGGCUGAUGCUGAUGACAUCGAUGCGUGGAUGUUGGACAUCCUCAAAAUUGUUUCCAGCAAUGAUGUUGGCCAUGAUGAGUAUUCCACUCAGUCCUUGGUCAAGAAACACAAAGAUGUGGCUGAAGAGAUUGCAAGCUACCGGCCAACCAUUGACUCGCUUCACGAACAAGCAAAGGCUCUACCACAGGAGCACGCUGGAUCUCCAGAUGUGCAAGGCAGAUUGUCUGGAAUAGAAGAGAGGUACAAAGAGGUUGCUGAGCUGACGCGGCUGCGUAAACAGGCCUUGCAGGAUACCCUUGCUCUUUAUAAGAUGUUCAGUGAAGCAGAUGCUUGUGAGCUUUGGAUUGAUGAAAAGGAGAAGUGGCUGAAUAAUAUGCAGAUUCCAGAGAAGCUGGAGGACCUGGAAGUGAUCCAGCACAGAUUUGAAAGCUUAGAACCAGAAAUGAACAAUCAGGCCUCCCGUGUUGCAGUGGUGAACCAAAUUGCUAGACAGCUAAUGCACAGUGGCCAUCCCAGUGAGAAGGAGAUCAAAGCACAGCAAGAUAAGCUCAACACAAGAUGGAGCCAGUUCAGAGAACUGGUAGAUAGGAAGAAGGAUGCUCUGCUUUCUGCUCUGAGUAUCCAGAACUACCAUCUUGAAUGUAAUGAAACCAAAUCCUGGAUCAGGGAAAAGACCAAAGUGAUCGAAUCCACACAAGAUCUGGGUAAUGAUCUAGCUGGAGUGAUGGCCCUGCAGAGGAAGCUGACGGGCAUGGAACGUGACCUGGUAGCCAUUGAAGCCAAGCUAAGUGACCUGCAAAAAGAGGCAGAAAAGUUAGAAUCAGAGCAUCCUGACCAGGCACAGGCUAUCCUUUCACGGCUUGCAGAAAUUAACGAUGUGUGGGAAGAAAUGAAGACCACUCUCAAGAACCGGGAAGAAUCCCUCGGAGAAGCAAGCAAGCUGCAGCAGUUCCUGAGAGAUCUGGAUGACUUCCAGUCUUGGCUAUCCAGAACACAGACUGCAAUUGCAUCUGAAGAUAUGCCAAACACACUGACAGAGGCCGAGAAGCUGCUCACUCAACACGAGAAUAUUAAGAAUGAAAUCAACAAUUAUGAGGAAGAUUAUCAGAAAAUGAGGGACAUGGGAGAGAUGGUGACACAAGGGCAAACUGACGCUCAGUACAUGUUCUUGCGCCAGCGCCUGCAAGCUUUGGACACUGGGUGGAAUGAGCUUCACAAAAUGUGGGAGAACAGGCAAAAUCUCCUUUCCCAGUCUCAUGCCUAUCAGCUGUUUCUUAGAGAUACCAAGCAAGCAGAAGCGUUUCUUAAUAACCAGGAGUAUGUUUUGGCACACACGGAAAUGCCCACUACCUUGGAAGGAGCAGAAGCUGCUAUUAAAAAACAGGAGGAUUUCAUGACCACAAUGGAUGCCAAUGAAGAAAAGAUCAAUGCAGUUGUGGAGACUGGCAGGAGGCUAGUUAGUGAUGGAAACAUUAAUUCGGAUAAAAUCCAGGAGAAAGUGGACUCUAUUGAUGAUAGACAUAGGAAGAACCGUGAAGCAGCCAGUGAACUUCUGAUGAGACUGAAAGAUAACAGGGAUCUGCAAAAGUUUCUUCAGGAUUGUCAAGAGCUCUCACUCUGGAUCAAUGAAAAGAUGCUUACAGCCCAGGAUAUGUCCUAUGAUGAGGCAAGGAACCUGCAUAGCAAAUGGCUGAAGCAUCAGGCAUUUAUGGCAGAACUUGCAUCCAACAAAGAAUGGCUGGAGAAGAUAGAAAAGGAGGGAAUGCAGCUCAUUGCUGAGAAACCAGAGACUGAAGCUGUAGUGAAAGAAAAGCUGACAGGUCUCCACCAGAUGUGGGAAGAGCUUGAAUCCACUACCCAGACCAAGGCUCAGCGUCUCUUUGAUGCGAACAAAGCGGAACUUUUUACCCAGAGCUGUGCUGAUUUGGAUAAGUGGCUGAACGGUUUGGAAAGUCAGAUUCAGUCAGAUGACUAUGGAAAAGAUCUCACCAGUGUCAACAUCCUAUUGAAGAAGCAGCAGAUGCUAGAAAAUCAAAUGGAUGUUCGUAAGAAGGAGAUAGAGGAGCUGCAAAGCCAGGCCCGGGCUUUAAGUCAAGAAGGAAAGAGUACAGAUGAAGUAGAUGGCAAACGCCUUACUGUAGAAAAGAAAUUUUUGGAGUUGUUGGAACCUUUGAAUGAAAGAAAGGCAAACCUGCUGGCAUCCAAAGAGAUCCACCAGUUCAACCGGGAUGUGGAAGAUGAAAUUCUGUGGGUUGGAGAGAGGAUGCCUAUAGCUACAUCUACUGAUCAUGGACACAACCUCCAGACUGUGCAGCUACUAAUUAAGAAAAAUCAGACCCUUCAGAAAGAAAUCCAGGGACAUCAGCCUCGUAUCGAUGACAUUUUUGAGAGGAGUCAAAACAUCAUCACAGAGAGUAGCCCUAAUGCUGAAGCAAUUCAGCAGAGACUUGCGGACUUGCAGCAGCUGUGGAACCUCCUAAUUGAGGAGACAGAGAAACGCCACAAGCGCCUGGAGGAGUCUCACAGAGCCCAACAGUAUUAUUUUGAUGCUGCUGAGGCUGAGGCCUGGAUGAGUGAGCAGGAGCUCUACAUGAUGUCAGAAGAGAAAGCCAAGGAUGAACAGAGUGCCGUGUCCAUGCUGAAGAAACACCAGAUUUUGGAACAAGCUGUAGAAGACUAUGCUGAAACUGUGCACCAGCUUUCAAAGACCAGCAGAACUUUGGUGGCAGAUAAUCACCCAGAAAGUGAGCGUAUCAGCAUGCGCCAGUCCAAAGUGGAUAAGCUGUAUGCAGGCCUGAAGGAUCUAGCUGAAGAGAGACGGGGCAGGCUGGAUGAGAGACACAGGCUGUUCCAGCUGAAUCGUGAAGUGGAUGACCUGGAGCAGUGGAUUGCUGAAAGGGAGGUGGUAGCAGGAUCCCAUGAGCUGGGUCAGGAUUAUGAACAUGUAACGAUGCUACAGGAGAGAUUCCGAGAAUUUGCCCGAGACACUGGAAACAUUGGACAGGAGCGUGUUGAUACUGUUAACCACAUGGCAGAUGAACUCAUUAACUCUGGACAUUCAGAUGCUGCAACAAUUGCAGAGUGGAAGGAUGGACUCAAUGAAGCCUGGGCUGAUCUCCUGGAGCUCAUUGACACGAGAACACAAAUUCUAGCAGCCUCUUAUGAACUGCACAAAUUUUACCAUGAUGCCAAGGAGAUCUUAGGACGUAUUCAAGACAAACAUAAGAAACUGCCUGAAGAGCUUGGUAGAGACCAAAACACAGUGGAAACACUACAGAGAAUGCACACAACAUUUGAGCAUGACAUCCAGGCACUUGGCACACAGGUGAGACAGCUUCAGGAGGAUGCUGCACGCCUCCAGGCUGCCUAUGCUGGAGACAAAGCUGAUGACAUCCAGAAGAGGGAAAACGAGGUUCUAGAAGCAUGGAAGGCACUGCUGGAUGCCUGUGAGGGCCGCCGGCUUAGACUGGUGGAUACAGGAGACAAAUUCCGAUUCUUCAGCAUGGUUCGUGACCUCAUGCUUUGGAUGGAAGAUGUUAUCCGACAGAUAGAAGCCCAAGAAAAGCCAAGGGAUGUUUCGUCUGUUGAACUACUGAUGAACAAUCACCAGGGUAUCAAAGCAGAAAUUGAUGCCCGGAAUGACAGCUUUACUACCUGCAUUGAGCUUGGCAAAUCUCUUUUGGCAAGAAAACACUACGCAUCAGAGGAGAUCAAGGAAAAGCUGCUGCAGCUGACAGAAAAGAGAAAAGAAAUGAUUGACAAAUGGGAAGACAGAUGGGAGUGGCUGAGACUGAUUUUGGAGGUUCACCAGUUUUCAAGAGAUGCAAGUGUGGCUGAGGCUUGGCUGCUGGGCCAGGAGCCCUACCUAUCCAGUCGUGAAAUAGGUCAAAGUGUUGAUGAAGUGGAAAAAUUAAUUAAGCGGCAUGAAGCAUUUGAAAAAUCCGCAGCUACUUGGGAUGAGAGAUUUGCAGCACUGGAAAGACUGACCACAUUGGAACUUCUGGAAGUACGUCGGCAGCAGGAGGAAGAGGAGAGGAAGAGACAGCCGCCUGCUCCAGAGCCAAGCGCAAAGGUUGCAGAGGAUGGUGACUCCCAGCAGCAAUGGGAUGGAACGAAAGGAGAACAGGUUUCCCAGAAUGGUUUGCCAUCAGACCAGGAAUCUCCACGGGUGGCAGAAACUGCAGGAACAAACGAAAUGGUCAACGGAGCUGCAGAACAAAGGACAAGUUCGAAGGAGUCGAGUCCUGUUCCUUCUCCAACAGCAGACCGUAAAGCCAAGAUGGCUGUUCAGGCCCAGACUGCUGCUACCCUGCCCACCAAAACACAAGAGAUUCCUUCAGCUCAGAUGGAGGGCUUCUUACAUCGCAAACAUGAAUGGGAGACACACAGCAAGAAAGCCUCAAGCAGAUCAUGGCAUAACGUGUACUGUGUCAUAAACAAUCAAGAGAUGGGCUUCUACAAGGAUUCAAAAGCUGCUGCUUCUGGCAUCCCCUACCACAACGAGAUUCCUGUCAGCUUGAAAGAUGCAGUCUGUGAAAUAGCGGUUGAUUACAAAAAGAAAAAGCAUGUGUUCAAGCUAAGAUUGACUGAUGGCAACGAAUACCUCUUCCAAGCCAAAGAUGAUGAGGAGAUGAACACGUGGAUUCAGGCCAUCACAUCAGCUAUCUCUUCUGAUAAAAUCGAAGUGUCCCCGACCACCCAGAGCACUCCAGCCUCCAGCCGUGCCCAGACCCUGCCUGCCAGCGUCACAAUAACCAGCGAGUCCAGCCCUGGCAAGCGGGAGAAAGACAAAGAGAAAGACAAAGAGAAAAGAUUCAGCCUUUUUGGUAAAAAGAAGUGAAUUCCAUCUCCACACACUGCACUUCUCUGACCGUUCCAGUGGAUUUCCAGCAUGCGAGCUCAGAACCAAUACGUUACUCUCUGUGCCUCAUGUUCCUCAAUGUGAUUGACAUUUUUUUAUUUAUAGAGCGUUUUAAAAUUAAAAGCCAACAAAAAAAAGAAUCUAAAGUUAAAAAUGUAUGAGGUGCAUUGGGCAGCUUCUGUAGGAGAGGGAGGACCAGGUUUUGGGGGUUUGUUUUUGUUUUUUUGGGUUUUUGUUUGGUUGUGUUUUUGUUUUUUUUUUUUAAAUGAAGUUAAUGUAGAUUAGAUCUUAAUAUUUAAACUGUUCCUCAAUUUUGUGAGGCUGUCUUGGAAAAUAACCCACUCCUAGUGCUAUUGGUAUGCAAGGCAGCGGUGCUUUCAAAUCUACUGUGCACAUCAAAAAACAAUGUACAAAUUUUCAAAAACGUUCACUUUCAUUUAAGGUUGUUAUGCUGAGUCUUGACUAGUAGAGCCUCCCAUUACAAUUCUAACAUUUAUUAAAAUGAUAGUGUAUGACCUUUGCUGUAACAGAGUGCAGGUAUGCAUUAACUUACAGACAAACCAUUUAUAUCCUGGCAUUGGUUAUUAACACAACCUGAAGCUUUUCUGCAUCAAGUAUGACAGAUAAGAAUGUUGGUGUACAAGGUGGAUUAGCAGGCUGAUACAGUUUUAAAUAAUCUGUAAUUUCAAUUUUUUUUUUUUUUUUUUUGUUGAAAUACAUUAUAUUGUAUGUUUCAGAUAAUUCUAGUACAAAGUAUAAUAAGACUAGAUGUAUAAUAAACCCUUUAAAAUCAUUGAUAAGUGUAAAAGUGGAACUGAAGCAUUUACUGGAAAAGUAAUGUUACUCAAAUGGUUACUUGCUUGUCAGCUGCAGCACUGUGUGUUAUAAUUUUGCUACAUUACCUUGCUAUUUGAUACAUAGUGUGCAUUUCUCUGUCACUGUAACUAUUGUAAUGAAAAAUUUUCAUCUUACUGCACAAUCAAAAAUUACAUUUAAUAGGAAUGAACUUUCAAUGACUGGGCCUGUAGUCAAGAGUAGUACUGGAACCGGCUUUCAGUUGUAUCGAACUGUACCUCUAGACUUUUACCCUAUCUGUUAAAUAUAUGCUAUGUCAUUAAAUGCUUUUAAAACUAUCUAUGCUGGUUAAGUUUCUUAUUUCAUUUCUGAUGAUGUUAAAUCAUAAUUUUGAAAGAGGAUCAAAAAUAAAGUUAUUUUAAAAUGUCA